CAGGUCUGGUGGGAAUCUUAGUUGGCUGUUUGAAUUCUUCAGGAGUUGAGAUUCAGAUUUGUUUGCACCAGGAGUCAGUCGUCCAGAUCCCAGGAGAGCUCAUUCCAGAGAUCUUGAUUUGAUCAGCUGGGCGAGCCCACGUGAGUGGAGCCCUGGACAUCAUGGAGAAAUUCAAGGCAGCCAUGGUUCUAGGUGCUGUUGGGGAUGCCUUGGGCUACAGAAAGGGCCGCUGGGAAGGCUGCAUCUCAGGCAAGAAGAUCCAGGAGGAGCUGGCCUCCCUGGGGGGACUCGGGGCCAUGAAACUGGACCCAGACAACUGGCCCCUGAGUGAUGCAACGCUGAUGCACAUGACCACAGCAGAAGCUCUAAUAACAGAUUACUGGUGUCUGGAGGACUUGUACCGGGAGCUGGUGCGUCUCUAUGUUGAGGCGAUGGUGUCCCUCCAGGGCAGAGCCCCUGAUCCUGCCACAGUGGAGGGAUGUGUUCACCUCAAACCACACAACUUCCUGCUCGCCUGGCACACACCCUUCAAUGAAAAAGGGUCUGGCUUCGGGGCAGCUGCUAAGGCCAUGUGUGUGGGUAUGAGAUACUGGCAACCUGAGAGACUAGACAACCUGGUGGAGGUCAGCAUUGAAAUCGGCAGAAUGACACACAACCACCCCACAGGCUUCCUUGGUUCCAUGACAACAGCACUGUUUGCAUCCUACGCGAUUCAGGGGAAAUCUCCUGUGACUUGGGGCCGGGAGCUUCUGAAGGUCAUCCCUCGGGCAGAGGAGUAUUGCAGGAAGACCAUCCGACACAUGGCAGAGUAUCAGGAAAACUGGUUCUACUUUGAGGCCAAGUGGCAGUUUUACCUUGAAGAGAGACAGAUAGAAACAGAUGGACAGAACAAACCUUUGUUCGCUGAUCGCUAUGAUGCUGAGGAGACAGACAAGGUGUAUAAACGCUGGAGCUCAGAGGGCCGUGCGGGCCGCAGAGGUCACGAUGCCCCAAUGAUAGCCUACGAUGCCCUCCUGGCUGCGGGGAGUGACUGGUCUGAGCUGUGUAAACGAGCCAUGUUCCACGGAGGUGAGAGUGAAGCCACAGGCCUGAUUGCAGGUUGCCUCUAUGGCCUCAUGCACGGCCUGAGCCAGCAGGUUCCCUCAGGACUUUAUCAGGAUCUGGACAAAAGAGAGCGGCUGGAGGAGCUGGGGGAGGCGCUGUACAAGGCAGCGUCUGCAGAGAAAAUAGACAAGUAAUCCUGAUCUUCACUGGCCUGAACCCUACUGGCUAUCAGCGGAACUGCACAUGACUCUAAAACUGCUUCCCUCUGUCCCACACCACCCUCUAGUCCUCCUUGGUAGUGUCUCAAUUAUCUUAAGUGGCGUUCUGGUCUCUCAUCACCAAUCUUGCCCUCUUCUCCUUAAAGCUUGCUGCAGCCCACUGUCCACACAUCUGACGCGAAUAUUUUCUACUAGAUCAUGACUCUCUUCCUACAUCUGGAGUCAGUUUAAACCAGGGGAUCUGGCACAGUUUGACCUCUUGGACGACUUAAUCCUGCAAAGACUCAUCUCCCUUAGAGCAACACUAUGUAACUUUUACUGAGCAACAGCGCCCCCUGCAGCCGCACAUACUGAAUAACUCUGUUGGGCUAAGGUCUGACCGAGUAGUCCCACUGAAAGAUGGCUAUUGCCCAUGAUCCCCAAGUUCCUGACCGCGAAGAGCUGCAGCUGUAACAAACUCAACAAACUCUGUUCAGAAUUCUUCACAUUUUAUAAGUUUCCACACUGUAUAUUGGAGGUAAACACGAAGAAAGAAAUCAUUUAAUGACUUCUACAUCUUUUCAACUGAUCAACAGCUCAGCGUUAAUCAUGAACUUGCUGGAUCUAAUUCUGGUUAUUUAAGCUCUAUCUAUCAGUCGGUUAUACACUUCUCUGGGAAUAAAAGUGGCACCAUUCUCCCUAUUCUAACUCAAUGAACCAUCAAACUCGUUUUGAGGCAGCUUUUUCUAAGGUUACAUUAAAAAAAGCUGCAUAGUGUUGCUUCAAAUUUAAAUAACAGAACUGGGGGAAAGAAAAUUCUCAAAACAGUUCAUUAAGAAUUGUGCACUAACAACCAGAAGAUAAUAUUCUUCUCCAAUCCGUUCCUUCUCUGAGGCUAACCUGAAUUAACAUUAAGCACCACGUUGUAUUGUGGAGUAAUUUAAUUUAAAUGUGCAAACAAUGAUGAGUUUUAAGGUCUCAACAUAAGGCUCAGUAAACCUGAUUUCCUGCUUUUAUCUAAAAAUAUUAACUGAAUCUAAGGUGCUGUACUGUAUAACUAUCUUUAGCUGAUCAGUGCAUGUAAAUGUGGUUGAAGUUAUGAAAUGAUUAGAAAUACCAGUUUGAAGUUGUAGAAUAGUAAUUGUUUUCUUUUUAUAUGUAUCACUGUUUGCACUGUGAUGCUCUUAUCAGAUACAGUGUGCUUUAUUGUGAAAGCACCACGAUAUGGUGGAUAUUAAUAUGACAUGACAAUUAAAAUGGACUCAGAUAUUUAUCACGCAUGAGGUGCCUGUCUCUUUGUCUUAACUGCAUCAUGUAUU
Molecule: messenger RNA, 2560 nt
Organism: Paralichthys olivaceus (Japanese flounder)
Lineage: Eukaryota; Metazoa; Chordata; Actinopteri; Pleuronectiformes; Paralichthyidae
Gene: adprhl1
Product: ADP-ribosylhydrolase like 1
Biological process (GO): protein de-ADP-ribosylation
Molecular function (GO): magnesium ion binding; ADP-ribosylarginine-[protein] hydrolase activity
Source: RefSeq, a predicted model, not a curated record